Molecule: messenger RNA, 1701 nt
Organism: Cylindrotheca closterium
Lineage: Eukaryota; Bacillariophyta; Bacillariophyceae; Bacillariales; Bacillariaceae
Source: the annotation of a GenBank genome assembly
AUGACUACAGAAUCAGCACCCAAGUGCGUUAUUGACGACGUAAUUCUCAACCCCGAGACCUUGAAAGAUAUGGAAAACAUUGCACUUUCCUUCUUCGCCUCGGCCUGUGGAAGGAACCGUGGAGCCUUUGUGUUGCAUCCGCCAGAUGGCCAAACGUACAGUUGCCUCCAACUCCCUGAGAACAUUGUCGAUCUUUCUGGUGCCGAAUCCGUCGACGACAGCGUCAAGAUUACAACUUCCAACGACAUUCAAAACCAGUACAUUGGUGGAAAUAUUACGGCUUCGGAUACCUUGAGUAUGCUCAACUUUUUGAUUGACAGUGUCUAUCAAUCGACCCCAGAAGUGGAAGCGACUCCUUUUGCCUGUGAAUUCAAUGGUCUGGCCAAAUUGGAAUGCGGCAAGGAGAACAUGAAAUCCUCCGUAUUGCUUGCCAGUGGUGAACCCAUUCGAUCUGCCACCUUGGCAGGGCUUUUCGUGCCAGCUCCAUGGGCCACGGGAGGCAAGACUUUGACAUUGAAGCAAGCCGAAAAGUUCUACACCGAGAAGGAUUUCAUGGAUAUGAAAUCGGCUGGAUUGAAUACCGUGCAAAUUGCGGUUCCUACUGCUGCCUUUGAUCCAAAGGAUGAACUUGGUCAACCAAUCAUGAGUUUGCUCGAAACCAUUUUGAAAAACGUCAGCGACGCCGGUCUGGUGGCCAUUCUCAACAUUGUCAGCACGGGUGACGAAUUGGACAAGGUCGUCGCAGCGGCUACCUUUUGUGAUCAAACCGAAGGAGUCUUGGCCAUGACGAUUCCCUCGGAAACCAUGCUGGAUCCAAAGAGUGUCGUCGAUUCCAUUCGAGUUCUGGCUCCCGACUUUCCCAUCUUUUUGCCAGUGAGUCAAGCGGAUCUGACCAACCUGCCCGCAUGGACCCUGAACGACAAGAAUCUAUUUGGAGCAUUGGAAACCUCCCAUAUGGGAACCGUAGCCGACAUUGCCUCGUCGACUUCCAAAGAGGACCGAUCCAAAAUGUUCUAUCACGAAGCCACCACGUGCAUGGCUCGGUCGACCAUGGAAUUUGCCUCUUGCUUUGGAAACCUACCUCUAUUUUUGUCAUCUGGAUUUGACUUGAGUAUUGACGACUGCGUCAAUUAUUCGUUGCCAGGAUUUGCUGACUAUGGACAAUGCGAUCGGUUCGACGAGACCACUGAUUCUCCCUUUUGGGAAAGACAUCGCAUGAGCUUUGCGGCUCGUCAAGUCUUUGCCUACGAACAAGGGAUGGGGUGGUCCUUUGCCGCCUGGAAACUUUAUGACAAUGACGAGGUCGGAACUUUGGAUAAGGUCGAAAAAUUGAUGGCGCUACAAGAUGUCAUGGGAGCAGGCCUCUUUCCCGAGCUGGAUGGCCCAACCGUUGCCACGGAAGCUUGCUUGAAUCCUCCAAAGGUUGACUUCAUCUUGGGGGACGAUACCCUGGCACCUUCGAUGGGGCCACCGCCGGAUUGUGGAAAUGGAUGGUGGAACUAUGAAACGAGUCAAUGCGACUACUGGAUCCCACCAACCCCUGCUCCCACGGAAGGUUGUCCGGAAUGUGUUGCGACGACUCCAGCAAAUGCUACUGGAGCUGCCUUGAUUGGAGCCCUCCUUGGUGGUGCAGUGGUUGGAGGAAUUGUUUGGAAGCUGUUGGGCAACAAACGAAAUGACUAUGAUACUAUUCCAAACUAA